CUAUUGACUAUCAUAAAGACAAAAGGAUACUUUUCGAUAAACUUGAUGUUCGAAAACUAUAUUAAUGUUUGGGGGAUUUAUUGUCAGCAAGGUUUGUCAGAAUUUCUCAGCGAGUCAUCGAUGAGACUGGCUUUUUUCUCGAUUUCUGCUUCGUCGAUUGUAAUUUUGGCCACUUACUCCGCCUCGUUUAUCAGCAAUCUAGUUCUCUGUACGCCCAAACUGCCUUUUUCCACUCUGGAGGGUUACGUUAAGGAUGGGUCUUACAAAUUAAUUGUGGUGCGAAAUAGCGCCGAGUACGACGUUCCUACUCAUGUCAAGGAUCCCGUUUUCCUGCAAAUGUACGAAUUGUUAGAAGAGAAGUAUUUGCCGCUGUCAACAACAAAGGGAUUCGAGAAACUCUGCGAGAGAAACAAGUUAGCGCUUUACGCGGCUGAGGUAUAUGAAGAGCUUAACAUUAUACCGUGUAAAGUCGUAUAUAUUGAGACCGGAAGAAUCGUCAAUUUGGCGAUAACUCUAACGAAAGAAAAUCCUUACACUGGCCUCAUGAAUUACCACUUGCGGAGAUUUCAGCUUAAUGGCGUUAUAAACAAAUUGAAAAACAAAUUUCUUAUAAGAGAUAAUCCGAAUAAAGUUUCUCUAAUUUACGGUUUGGUCGAAUUAAGCGAUGUAACGCCAGCUCUGACGAUGUUGGCGGGCUGUAUG
This is a messenger RNA of Temnothorax curvispinosus, 702 nucleotides long. RefSeq lists its product as uncharacterized. The transcript has 5 exons. Lineage: Eukaryota; Metazoa; Arthropoda; Insecta; Hymenoptera; Formicidae. The annotation marks the transcript as partial. The record is from RefSeq and is a predicted model, not a curated record.